UGGACCCACUGGGAUUAAGUCAAGGUUUUUGAAUGUGUGAUUGCUGCUCAACAACUAAUUUCAUGUCUGCAUACUGUACUGUAUAAUACAAAUUACAGUUAAAGUGAUCAAAUGCUGUCUGGGUCCAGAUCAAGAACAGGAAAUGGGAGAGGAAGCCAGGCUGCGUAGAUGUUUGUCUCCUUGGAUACACCACAACAAGUCAGCAUGUGUAGGCAGAGAUUUGGCAGGACUUAAGGAGUCUGCCAUGUGUGACGUAUACAGAGUUUCCUCGUCCGUUCAAGUGGAGCAGAUGGAGGCAGAGCUGUCUCAUCAACUCUCAGCACUGCAGGCUGAAAUAGAAGUGAACGGAUUUCCCCACAGAGCAGUGCCCUCCAAAUGUUACAGUUCUGUUCUACCUCCAAAGGAUAUUUCCUUCUUCCAUGUUGAGAGGGAGCAUGCACUGAGGAGAGGGCUUCAGGUGGCUGAAGCUUUUCCGGUUCACUCUCAGGCUGACAUCAUGCAGAGAGAGCUGGAUAGUUGCUUGAGUUUACAGUACGCUCCUGACAGUCUGCCUCCACUACUGCACCAGUUCUAUACUGACAGAUCAUGUCACUUGGCUCAGAUCAAAUAUCUGCUCAUGCUGAGAUGGAGGAGAUUCUGCCGCCACACCAGCAUCACUGAGAAGCUUUAUCCUCAUUACAAGGUGACAACCUGAGUUUCAUUUUGCCAGCACUUCAAAAAUAACACAUUAACCCUCAAAAUGACUGGAGGUUUGCUUCUAGUGGUUCAUCCUCCUUACAGUUCAUAUUCUGCUGCUGCAGGGGCGUAAGGGAGAAAACUAUGACACGGACAGUGAACAAAUCAUACUCAAUAUUGGUAAAUUAAGGGGGGGAAAAGAUGCUUUUGUAACAAUUUACUUUUGUUGCAAGUUACCAUUAUUUUCCUUAUUAACCUGCAGAUUAUUCUCUCAAUUGUUUGGUCUAUAAAAUGUCAGCACAGUUUCCUAAUGCCCAAGGUGAU
Micropterus dolomieu (smallmouth bass) is the source of this 999-nucleotide messenger RNA. RefSeq lists its product as uncharacterized. The transcript is spliced from 6 exons. The record is from RefSeq and is a predicted model, not a curated record. The coding region runs from base 143 to 694 and encodes 183 amino acids. NCBI's taxonomy places the organism in Eukaryota, Metazoa, Chordata, Actinopteri, Centrarchiformes, Centrarchidae.